AUGAUGUUCCAGGUGAUGGGAAAAGCACCUCAAAGGCCACUGGAGCUGUGGAGAAUCCUUCAGGAAAUUUCCACCAACAAGUCUGUAAUGUUCCUGGAUGUUUCUGACACAACCAAUGACUCUGCUGUCUUCAUAGCAACAAACUCUCCGGGUGGCCAGGUUGUGACUGAUGAAAGCCUGGCUGCUGGCUCUCCAAAGCCCACCGGUGAGGCCACAGAUGCCACUCUUGCCCUGGCCACUAGCUCUCCAGACUCCUCCAGUGAGGCCGUGGGAUCCACAUUCACCCUGGCCACUGGCUCUUUGGAGCCCACCAGUGGGGCCAUGGAUUCCACUUUUGACCCAGGCACUGACUCCAGUGGGGCUACGGGACCACCUCUCAUCCCGUCCACUGGCUCUCAAGACCUUUCCAAAGGGACCAGUGAACUCUCUGUCUCCAUGGUAACUAGUUCUCUGAAGACUCCCAAGAGGAUCUUUGUCUUGCCCACUGCCCUGGUAGAAAGAUCUACCACCACUUCCUUCAAGGACUCCACAAAGAUAAGCAGGUCGUCCCCAAAUCCAAACAAGGGGGUGAAGGACACCCUGAUACCGGUGAUCGUGACUCUGCUGGUAGUCUUGGUGCUCGUGUUUCUCCUCUUGCUCUGGCGCCAACGGCAGAAGAGGCACACGGGCGUCCUGACUCUCAACGGCGCCACGAAGCGCAAUGGCGUGGAUGCCUGGGCAGGGCGUGCCCCGGUGUUGGUGUCGGGGGAAGAGGUGCUGACGGUCACAGUGGCAGAUACCCAGAAUGACAAAGGCUCGGAGAUUCCCCAGGAGGAGGUGUGUGGCCGGAGGCCUACUCUCACCACGUUCUUCAGCAGACGCAAGUCUUGCCAGGGCUCGGUAGCUCUGGAGGAGCUGGGGCCUGGGGCAGCCCCCGGGCUGAAACCUGAGGAAGAAUCACUGAUAGAUGCAGGUGACAGUGCAGGUGACACCAUGGAGGCCCCCACUUUUGAUGGACUAGAAGCAGGUGGUGGGGAGCCCCAAAGUUCAUGUGAAUAA
Molecule: messenger RNA, 1038 nt
Organism: Suncus etruscus (white-toothed pygmy shrew)
Lineage: Eukaryota; Metazoa; Chordata; Mammalia; Eulipotyphla; Soricidae
Gene: SPN
Product: sialophorin
Exons: 2
Coding region: 1-1038 (345 amino acids)
Biological process (GO): type II interferon production; regulation of immune response; defense response to bacterium
Cellular component (GO): external side of plasma membrane
Molecular function (GO): transmembrane signaling receptor activity; heat shock protein binding
Source: RefSeq, a predicted model, not a curated record